Messenger RNA from Hyalella azteca, 5723 nucleotides. RefSeq lists its product as uncharacterized. The record is from RefSeq and is a predicted model, not a curated record. Lineage: Eukaryota; Metazoa; Arthropoda; Malacostraca; Amphipoda; Hyalellidae. Gene Ontology annotation, cellular component: guanyl-nucleotide exchange factor complex. Bases 190 to 5322 code for a protein of 1710 amino acids. The transcript has 9 exons.
GCGCGGAAUUCUCUCACUCUCUCCAUCUUCAGUUAUUACUAGGUUCAUCAGAUCAAAUAUUACCGGCACGCCCAACUUGCGCAAAUUAAAAUUCAAUCGGAACGUCAGUUUUCAUAGCUAAAUGGAUUAAAGUACUCUUUUAAUGAGCGGUUACGUAAUUUUGUGUUCCAAACAAACCGGAAUUUUGAGAUGGAGGGCUUGGCACAGUGGAUGCAAUUCAAGAAGCCAAGUCCUGAGCUGUGCUGUGAUUGGUCUCUGCCAAACAACACACCUGCUGCUCAGAAAUGGGAUACUGCCAGUGAGACACCAUCAGACCUUAUAAUGGUGGGAGAGUUUUCAGAAUUAAAGGGUCCUAUCCCUCUAAUGACAUUCCCAAGUCUGAACCCUACCUGCAAGUUAAAACACUUCAAACAUAAACCAAAAGAAGAACUAACCUCUCCACUACACACUUGUCCCUCAUGUUGGAACAGGAACACAAGUAUAGAUCCUGUCCUUGGGGAUGUCUCUCAUGCAAAAUUUUGGGCAAAUUGUGAUUGUAAUGAAGAAAGUGGAAAUGUUGAUAAUUUUUUAGAGAAGAGUACAUUGAAGAAACAAGUUUUCAAAUGCAACAAGUGCCCUUGCUCCAUCAAAAUGAAGGCUAGUAAACCUUGUGUGUCCUGCAGUAGAAAUGAAUCAGCACAACAGGAGCAGUUAACUGACGAUGAAGAAGAUGAGAGUUUGGGGCACAGUUUUUGUCUCGAUGAUGACCCAUUUUAUUGCGGGAUUGAUCUCAAUGAUCUGGUGCUAAAACUUAUGUCAACUGACUACCAAAAUUUUGGGGGCGUGUUUAACUUGCCAAAAGACAGCGAGGUGAUAGAACUGGACCUGCAGAACCAGUUUACCGGCAUCAGCGCUGUAGUGAGAUAUGUGACUCUAUUUGAUAUACAUGCUCGUGGCUACGUGCGGCCACACUGCAUUGCAUACCUCACCUGGGACCAGGCCAAGAUUCAUACAAGUCUUGAUGUCAUAAGGUCACAUAUGAAGAAGGCUAGCGACUACUUGAAGAGCAGCAACUUGUGUUGGUUUGCUUGGGAGAGCAAGAAGCGUCUGGCUGACCUCCAAUACACCAAGCAACGAUACUUGAAAGCUCUUCAGAAUGCCAGAAAUAUUGGUGGUUCUUCCCAUCCGGGUGGUGUGGCUUCUGAUUCUAGGUGUGGUUCCUCUGGUCCUGAGACUGUGAGCCCUUUUUCUUCCCAUUGUGCUUCCGGUCCCGACGCCUGUGCUUCCGGUCCUAAUUGUGGUGCUUCCAGCCCCGACUUUGGUGCUUCCGGUCCUUAUUGUGGUGCUUCUGGCCCCGACUUUGGUGCUUCCGGUCCCGACCACAAUGCUUCCCAUCCCACUUGCAAUGCUUCUGGUCCUGUUUGUAACAAUCACAGCAGGACUUCAGGUUCCGUCCAUAAUUAUCUUGGCUCAUUCUGUGAGACUUCUUGCCCUACUGUUACUAUUCAUAAUUCUAAUGAUGAACAAAAUAGUAUUUCUGCCAAAUGUCCCUCUGACUGUGCGUCCAGCCCAACGACAGGUGCACCAAAAUUUACAGCAAAAACUAAGAGCCUAAGCCUCGAACAGUCGUUGAGAUGCAAAGCAGGUCUCGAAUCUGAGUCCUUGAGCCUUGGUCACGAUUCAGCUCGACCUGGGGCUGACCCAGACGUCCUGCAAACCAGCGUGGGAUCACAAGACCCUAGAUCCUGUGGCUCCUUUCGUGACCUGCCUGACGUCUGCAGUGGCAUAGAAAUUAUCGGUGAAGAAGUUCAUGUGCCUUCUGACUGGACUGAUGUAACUGAAGCAGAUUUCGCGAUCGCAGCAAAUAAGAAUCAAGCAAAAAAUUCAUUGAGUUAUAGUACACGUCAAGUCGGCAAUGAUCACUUUAUGCUGCAGAGGGAUACGGACGAGAAAUUGACUUCAGGUGUCUGGGACCGAGAGAACGGAAGAACAGGAACCGAAAUCAUCUCAAACCAUAUCCUUGCCGCGGAACCAGGUGAUGAUGGUCCAAAAACCGAGGAAUUGGCGGUUCCGGGAUCACAAAUUAAAGUUCCUCCUUCUGAAAUACUCUCUCCAAAACUAGGAUCCCCAGAAAAGUUUCCUAUUCACAGUAAAUUGUCUCACAACACUGAAAUUCCAGCGGAAAGAAAUCCGUCAUUAGAAAGAACGGAUAAUUUGUUACUGGAUCACUGCUCCCUUGAAGCCAUUGCCACUCAGCUCCUCGACACUCGAAGGAUCGUCUCAGUUGUAUGCAAACAUUUGGAGAGUCUCGUGGAGUUCACUGAAGUGAAGGAGCUCACUAAUCUCAUUGCAAAUGAAAUUGGUAGCCCGGUUCACAGAGCGGCCGAAGAGUGCGGCAUGUUGAAUCCUGCUUAUUGUGUUAUUCCGAGUGAAGAAGAGAACUGGUCGUCAGAUGACGCUAAAGAAUUCCCACUUCACCGGGAAGCAAGUUCUUUCUUAAAUAGUCAUCCUGUUCAAGAUGUGUCGGCAUUUUCAAAAGAAGUGAAAACGAAAUUUCCAUUGGGCAAUGAAAGUUUUUCCAGCAACGAUCAAAAGGAAAAUGUCAGUUUACCAAUUAAAGAUUCUCAAGGAAACUUCACUCAAAGUUGUCGCCGCUGCCGAGGUUCUGUUGUUGCUACUAAUUCAAAAAUUCACGGUUGUGGUAUCCCAGAACUCUAUUUCGGUAGUUCUGGGCGAAGGCGGUAUGAAAGCUUGCGGUGUAUGCGCGAUUUAUCAGGGUGCGGUUUUGUGGCGGCUCUUCUAGAACUCUCGGAGCUACAUUCCAUCCUGGCCAAGUCCAGUCUUGCUCUUGCCUUCGAAAUUGUGGACGAAGAUUGCUACCUUUAUGACCCAGGGAGUCUCUUCGUAGGCAAUGUGCCUGUCGUUAAUAUUGUAAAGUGCUCCUCGAAUGCGUCCAAUGAUGAAAGCGAAAAAAUGAAAUCCAAAGGGAAGUCUGAUUCGAUGGCGACCAAUCUCCACACUUCAUCUGGUAUCUCCAGAAGUUCUCGAACCCUUCCAGUCAAAGUCAAUUUGACACGUGGCAAAGCUGCGUCAAAAUCUUCGUCAGAUGCUCAAGUGAAAAUGUCAAAAAAUUCAAAUGAAUCUCCGAGUUUGUCUUGUUCAACUUUGGCGAAGAAAUUCAAGUUUAAAGCGUCCUUGUGUUACAAUGAAUCAAUAGUUGAUCAAAUACUCAACAUCUACGUGGAUAAAAAAGGUCUGGAGAAACCCUUGUUGGAAAACCAAGGCGACUGGGUCUUAAUAAAUGGCCGGCGAAUAGCACACGCUGAUUUUUCUCUCUCUCGAGCAGCGCCUCCUCUUCCUCACAAUCACAACACAAAACAAAAUAUAUCGCAAGCUUCAGAUUUCUUGCAGAAUAUUGACACCUCUGAUCCUGCUUCUUCAUCUCCCGACGUUAGCGGCCCUCUGUGCUUACUGAUGUCUGCCUCCACUCUGAGCAGCCACAGCGGUGGCACCGCCAGUAGCAGUUAUGAAACUGAUAAUAAAAUAGAAGAUAAUAUCAAAUCUCUUCCCGUCGAGGUGGCCAUUGCUGCCGAUGAAAGUUUCAUGACCAACUUAGGACUAAAUGCAAGCAAUGAGAUUAUUCAAAAUACUCAGUUAUUAACGCCAUCAUCGAACAACACUGAUAUUGUUCAAGAAGGGUCGCAUAAACAACGUCAUAAAAUAAUCGACCGUGCAUUAUCAACACCGGCAAGCUCUUCAUCCACUUGUGGAUGCCGCAUAAGUUCCGACACAAGCUGCGAGAGUAAAGUCAGGAGGUCGUCUUGUUGCUGUUGUAAGCAUUCUCAGGAGCCAAAAGUAAAGAAGAAAAAGAAGAAGAAAUAUCGUCGGCAUCCUAGGGUUGACAUCGACCAACGUAUGGCCACCGCCUACUACCACGAGCUAAGUGCUCUCCUCCUGAAAGUUCCUGGCAAGUCCAAAAACAAGCUUGCUCUGAGUAACGUCAGCCAGAGCCUGAUGGCCAGCCUCCUGAGUGGUCGGCGUCUCAUCGUGGCCGCGCGACCAGCUCAUCAGCGCGCUGCUAAGAUGGCAGUCACGGCCAUGGCUGCCGCCCUCCUGCCUGUUGCUCAGGACAACUUGCAUCCUAUCACCAAGUACCAUCGCGGCACCAUCACCUCUCAUCACCUCCGGCAGCAACCGUUGCUGGGGCUGUGCAUACCAGAGCGUCUUCUGCUGCACCAUCUCAUCGACUCCUGCACCAUGAGCAAAAUCACGACGGUGAAUUUAUCGAGUGGACACAUCUCCGGCGUGGCUUACUACGGUAACUUCAUCCGUGGCUUGGAUCAGUUCAUCCGACACUUCUGCCCUCGAGAAGCUGAUCCUCAGCAAGCCAUUCGCCAGUGGUUUGAUUCUACACUGCACCCAGCGUCUAUGUCUUAUCCUGUACCUGCACCUGAACUUGGUGAUGAACAAAGACCUAGUGACAGUGACGAAAGUUCAAGAAUAAACAGGAGAUUCGAACGAGCCGACUCAAGCCCAGAGGUCUUUGGACGGGUUCCCGGUCGUACUGUAACGGCCACGAGAGACACGUCGUCCGAAGGUGAUCAUUGUGCCCUUGAAUCAAAUAGCGAUAUUGUCGAUGUAAAUCAAAAGGCAAACGCAGUCGUUCGAUCCAUUUCGUCUCCUGAAAUGGCCCACGAUUUGUUCUGCGUUAACCCCAGCGGUAGAGGCGGAGCAUCGCUCCUUAACACAGCAUGUGAAGAUGAUGAUACUUCAACUAUUCCCCCAGGCGCUUCCGCUCUUGCAUCCUCUCAAACUUCAUAUCGUUUGACGCGAAGCUCUUCGUCUGCUGCAACAAACAUGCAUUUUUCUACUGAAGGUCCAUACGCUAGCUCGCGUUCAUCGUAUCGCGAUAUCGCCGCUAUGAGCGGUCAAGAAAUAUUUCCCAGUGCUUCCAUUCCAGCAGAAACUACAGCAAAAUCUUCCGUUAACACUGGAUCUUUUAGAGGCGAGUCGCCAUCAGUCAACGGAGCUAUUUCAGUGUAUGGCAACCGCUAUGCUUCCAUGGAGACUUUCCGGCGAGGAUCUGUCACAAGCGAAACCAUCCCCCUGUAUGGCAACAGUGAUGCUCCUCUACAAACAUUCCUGCAAAGCUUGCUCGUUAAGUUAGGCGUGCAAGUUUUCCUCUAUUUCCACGUGAGUGGGAACAGUACAUUUAGUCCCAGCCAGCUCAUGCAUGUUCUUGACGUGCGAGAGCGAAAUGACAUGCAAAUCCUUGAGUAUCUCACCUCCAUUGUGUCGCGGCAAUUGGAUCUGGCCGACGUACAAGUUGAGUAUUUACCCUGAAUCAUACGCAGAAUAGUCCUCGUUCCGCUGAUUCCUUGAAUCAGCGAAUAUUCCUCGUUCCGCCCUCUUGCCAAUUUUUGAACCGAAACGGAUAGACUUUGUCUUCUUUGUCUUAUGCGCAGUUCCUGUCUGUAAUAGAUUUAUAUUGUAACGCCUCGCUAUUAUGGACGAAGCAGAAGACGAGGCGAAGUGAGUUAAGCAACUAUACGAGUGCGCGCUAUUGCCUGACCUGAAACUCGGAUGAAUUGACUAACGCUUUAUUCGGUCAUUUCUUUUCUCUAUCGUGGCGUAAAGUGGCUUAGUUAUUUUCAAUUCCCAUCACUUUUAAUUACUAACUACAAACUAAAAAGCAAAUUCAAAUUCAUUUUAAUAUUUUAUCUCAUGCUUUGUUUUUAUUUGUU